AUGGUUCUUCGUGUUGGUUUGAUUCAAAUGGCAGUUGGUUCUUGCAAAAAGACCAACUUGCAAAACGCGGUCAAACUGAUCAAGCAGGCCUCUGAUCAAGGCGCAAAACUAGUGACACUGCCAGAAUGUUUCAAUUCGCCGUAUGGAACGCAGUUUUUCGCCGAGUACGCUGAAAACAUUCCUGGAAACAGUUCUUCUACUAUCGCCAACGCUGCCAAAGAAAACAAUGUGCAUAUAAUCGCUGGAUCAAUUCCUGAGCGCGAAGGCGACAAUCUGUACAAUACCUGUUGCAUUUUCGACAAUAAAGGAGAACUAAUCGAUACUCACAGAAAAGUUCAUCUUUUUGAUAUCGAUAUUCCCGGCAAAAUUACGUUCAAAGAGUCCGAAGUUCUCAGCGCUGGAACUAAAGGAACGAUGUUUGACGUUGACAGCGUGAAAAUUGGCGUGGGAAUAUGCUACGAUAUCCGGUUUCCCGAGUUGGCAUGGAAAUACCGUCGCGAAGGGGCAAAAGUACUCGUCUACCCAGGCGCUUUUAAUCUCACCACAGGCGCAGCUCAUUGGGCCAAGCUUCAGAUCGCCCGUGCGCUCGACAAUCAAUGCUUCGUCAUGACAGCAUCGCCUGCACGUGAUAUGAAUGCGACUUAUCACGCUUGGGGUCAUUCAAUGGCAGUGAAUUCCUGGGGCGAGAUUCUUUGUGAAGCUGAUGCGGGAGAAGAAGUUCUUGUUGUGGAUUUGGACUUGGACUCACUCGAAGAAACGAGAAAGAAUAUUCCGAUCAGUAAACAACGAAUGCCAGAGUGCUACUAG
Molecule: messenger RNA, 807 nt
Organism: Oikopleura dioica
Lineage: Eukaryota; Metazoa; Chordata; Appendicularia; Copelata; Oikopleuridae
Source: the annotation of a GenBank genome assembly